Nilaparvata lugens (brown planthopper) is the source of this 618-nucleotide messenger RNA. RefSeq lists its product as uncharacterized. Bases 48 to 392 code for a protein of 114 amino acids. The transcript has 2 exons. The record is from RefSeq and is a predicted model, not a curated record. Lineage: Eukaryota; Metazoa; Arthropoda; Insecta; Hemiptera; Delphacidae.
ACAGAGAGAGAAACGUAUGCUAUAUAAACAGAAGUGAUGAGAGGAAAAUGCAGGGAGAGGAAAAUGAUGAGAGGAAGAAGCAGGCGAAGAGGAAGUUGGUGUUUGGGGAUGAGCCUGAGGUUAGCGGGGAAGAGGAGGAGGAGUCAAUCUGCUCACAAACAAAGAAACGAGCUGUAAUGGACGAGGACUCCUCACUCGUGCCGUUAAUGAAGGAGGUGGAGGGUGCGGGAGAGUUGGACUUUGUCCAACUCAUAAACAAACCUCUACCCAAACCGUGGAUCCCGCUGAGGGAGUUGAAGGAGGAUCUAGCGUACCGCAUCAUCGGAGCUCGAGAGGAGACCAAUAAACACGGUCGAGGGGGAGGGGGUUUUGGAGCAAAAAAGCCCGUCUAAAGUAUCUAACUUCAUCUACUUGUACAUAACAUCAUGAGAUGGAAAGGUUUUACCUAACUAGAAAACAUUCUCAUAAUAGGUUUCUCUGUAACCACAGAUUUAUUGUCAUCCAGGUCUUUGGGAGCCUCUUUUCUAAAAAUGAGUUACCUCUGAUUUGGUUUACCUUUGCAUUAUCUCUCCUUUGAUUCUGAUACAGGAUGUUAUUAGGUAUAUUAUUUGGUUGUUA